This is a messenger RNA of Verruconis gallopava, 2124 nucleotides long. RefSeq lists its product as uncharacterized. The record is from RefSeq and is a predicted model, not a curated record. NCBI's taxonomy places the organism in Eukaryota, Fungi, Ascomycota, Dothideomycetes, Venturiales, Sympoventuriaceae. Bases 223 to 1920 code for a protein of 565 amino acids. The transcript is spliced from 2 exons.
CUGGCACUCGUCCUCGUUCUCGCUGCUCGUCCUCGCUCCCGUCCUUGCCUCGUCCAUACACAUCGCGCGGCGCCGUGCGGUAUUGGGUAGCAGCACACGCCACCAUACGGCUCCAUUGGACGCUGCCUGGUGCAGAUCUUUUGACGAUGUGAUCUGCCUGCCCAAAUACGAGCAGUCACGCCGUCCAUAUCCGCGCCCUUCUUCCGGGACCAAGAGGUAGUCAUGUCUGCGCUGGAUGUCACCGAGAACAACUUCGUUCCCGACCAGCUGGUCGAUCAGCUCGUCAAGGGCUAUGACGCUCUAAGCGUUGAGAUCAAGGUCCUGGACGAUCAGCGUAGAGACUUGGAGAACCGUUUGUCAUGGGCCAAACAGCAGUACCUCGAUGCCCUCAAACGCUUCUCGCCUACCACCGCGUCUCAGGAUUUUCGCACCUUCCUCGACGAGCUCGAUGAGGCGGGAAUAUGCGAAGCCUCGCCCAAGAGCCUUGAUUGGCUUGCCUCCGCACAGCGAAGCACGGAUCCUGACCGUCAGAACAGGGCGUAUAAUAUUCAACGCGCGGCAGAUGCACGGGAGAAGAUUCGGUUCAGGAGAAGGGCGAGUGAUGCCGCCGCUCAUGCAAACGGCGCUGCAAUCGCGAACGUGAACGAUGUCAGGAUUUGGAACGGGAAAUCAGCCGAUCCGCCACUUUCGCCCAUGGAAAAGGACUUCACCACGUACAAUGGCACUCCAGGCAGGUUGAAGUGCCCUUUCGUCGCUCCUAACGGGCAGAGUGGCAGUCUUCUAAAUGGCGGCACCAAUGCCAUCAACGGUAUGUCAAACGGUAUUCGCACGCCAAAAGGUUCAUCGAUGUCGCGAGCUUCCAUAUCUGGACGUCGAUCGAAGCGUUCGUCCUUCCACGACCCAAUUCGUGCAGAGAUAUGCGGGUUUGAUCAGUCCAAUUCCAACGCAGCUUCCAUUGACGGCUCCGUGCCGCUCUGCCCCAUUCGUUUCCUGGAUCAGCACUCUCCCGAGGAGGUGGCACAGUACUUUGAGAGGCAUAAGCACGAGCUUCCAAGGAGUCACGAGCUUUGCGUCAAACGAUACCAGAGCAACGAGGCUAGCAUUCGCGAACUGGACAAAAAGUAUGGCACGCUUGUCACUAUGAUACAAGGGCUUGGCCAGGUGCAUCAACCUAUGCUUCCGGAAACGCCAGAGGAUGACACUUUGGAUCAGAACGAUGGAGUGGAGGGUGGAUCCAAAGCCAGAGUCGAAAAGUGGGCUUCUACCGUGACGGAGAGCCUGAAAGGGGUGGAUGAGAUCCCUGUUGACGACGUAUCGACGGGCGAGAACGGGGAAAUGGACGAGAGGGAACCGCAUUUCGACCGUCCACUUAAGGAUGUGCGUGUCGGCGAGAGCCCGAGCAGGCCUUGGGGCAUUGCAGUACCUGACGUUGAUGAACUAGACGGCGGUAGGGCGGCACGCUCGGAUCACACCGCAUCGCCAAGGGACACGCCCAUCCCACCGCCGACCAAAUUACCAGAGAGUCCCGUAAAGUCGACGACGACGACGACGACGACGACGAGAGAACCAGGUAGAUGUCCUUUUGACCACAAGAUGUUGUCUGGAAUGGCGAACCUAAUGCCUGGUACUCCCCAUACUAAUCAUAAUGCGUCUGCGGAAGCGGUCACUGCGAAACCCGAAUCUCAUAUACCGCCAAUGAUGGCAGAGUCGGUACUACCCAAGAACGGACGUUCGCCCGCAGCCGAUGAGCCUGAACUUCCGCAGGGCACGAAGGUAGCCGCUGCUGCCACCACUGCACCACCUUCUGCACAGCCGCCAGCACCGCAAUUGGUAUUCAACGGACCUGUGUUCUUUGGGUACAACAUGGACCAAGCUUUAGCCAUGCUGCAGGCCAGCGGCAUCGCUGGCAAGGUGGCCUGAUCAUGUUUUCGGAACCUGUAUUUUUUUUUCUUUGAGCGAGAGUGUACAAAAUUAGUUCAUAGACUGUACAUGCGCGUACAUGUCCCUCAGACUGUAAAUUAUCCUUGUUCAUAGGAAACACCGUCCGUCCGAUGCCAAAUGUUAAUGAUGUUACUAUUGGUACAUGUAAUAGAACAGCAAUCGAUCCCACCGGAGCUACCCUAA